This is a messenger RNA of Hansenula ciferrii, 1653 nucleotides long. RefSeq lists its product as uncharacterized. The record is from RefSeq and is a predicted model, not a curated record. The coding region runs from base 1 to 1653 and encodes 550 amino acids. NCBI's taxonomy places the organism in Eukaryota, Fungi, Ascomycota, Saccharomycetes, Phaffomycetales, Wickerhamomycetaceae. The transcript has a single exon.
AUGUCUUACAAGGAAACAGUUGCUAAGAAGAAACAGUUCUUACAAGAUCAGAUCCCUAAAGAAUGGAUCAUUAAGGAUGUCAAAUCCCCAAGUGAAGAGCCAAAUGUGAAUAAGUAUAUCGAAUCCCCUGAAUAUGGAUUAUUAUCACCAAGGGAAAUUGAAAUUACAAACUAUACACUACAAGAGUUAUUAAAAAACCAAUUGGAUAGGAAAUUAACUGCCUUGGAAAUUGCGAAAGCCUUCACUCAUAGAGCUGUAUUAGUUCAUCAAAUAACAAAUUGUUGUACAGAGUUAUUUCUUGAUCAUGCUUAUAAACAAGCUGAAUCGUUAGAUAAUUAUUUGAUCAAGACUGGGGAACUCAUUGGUCCAUUCCAUGGUAUUCCAUUCUCACUAAAAGAUCAAUUAAAUGUUAAAGGAGUUGCAACUUCAAUUGGAUACGUUGAUAAGUUAUUUGAUGUAAUCACAGAUGAAGAUCAGGAAUCAUUAUUAGUCCAGCAACUACGCUCACAGGGUGCUCUUUUAUAUAUGAAGACAACGGUUCCAAUGGCCAUGUUAUCUUACGAUACCUAUUCAACUGCCUAUGGUUAUACAGAAAACUCGCUUAAUCGAAACUAUGCACCUGGUGGUUCAAGUGGUGGUGAAGGUGUUGUUAUUCAAGCCAAAGCAUGUAUUUUGGGAAUUGGUACUGAUAUUGGUGGUAGUCUAAGAUGUCCAGCAGCUCAUAACGGUAUUUGGUCAUUAAGACCAACCACUAACAGGUUUAGUUAUAUGAAGGUUUUGAACUCAUUUCAGCACCAAGAAGUUAUUGCUUCAACGAUUGGACCUAUGGCUUAUAGAUUGGAAGAUUUAGUUUAUUUUGGGGAGCACAUUUUAGGUGAUGAAUCGAUCCAGUGGAUAAAAGACCCAAAAGUUCCACCAUUAAAAUGGCAAACAAAUAUUGAAAUACCUGAAAAGUUAACAUUUGCAGUAAUGAAUUGGGAGUCUACUGGAAUAAAACCACAUCCACCAAUUAUUCGUGCAUUAGAAAUGGUUAAGAAAUCGCUUUUGAGCCAAGGCCAUGAGUUGAUUGAGUGGGAUCCACCAAUUGUAAAUACGGAUUUGUACAAACUUUUAUGGGAUGUUUUCAAAAUUGAUGGAUUCAAAGAAGUCAAAGAUGAAGCUAAUAAAUCAGGUGAGCCAGUUGAAUAUGUUUUCCUAGGACAUGAAGGUAUAACAUCAGCUGCUGAAUACUGGUCACUAGUAGCUGAGAGGUAUAAGUUUCAACAAAUCAUUAAUGAUUAUUGGUUAUCAACAAAAGCACAAACUAAUACAGAUCGCCCAAUUGAUGGUUUAUUAACACCAGGAUGGCAAUUUUGUGCACUUAAGCUUGGUGAAUCUCCAAAAUUCAACGGUGAUUAUUCCAAGCAGUUCAAUGUCUUAGAUUUACCAGCUGUGCAAAUUCCUAUUACAAAAGCUGAUUCUAAGAUUGAUUUGAAGGAUGAAACUUAUAAGCCUUUAAAUGAAGAUGAUCAAGAUAAUCAUGAUCGUUAUGACGCUGAAUUUUAUCAUGGUGCUAAUGCAAGUGUCCAGUUAGUUGUAUUGGAAAGAUUUGGUGAGGAAAAAGUAUUGAAGCUGGCUAAUGUGGUCAAAAAAGCUGUUGAAUUGCCCAACUGA